AUGGCUAGCAGCAGCAACAACCACAUCAACGGCGGUGCACCUUCUCUUGAGGUGGCCAUCGUGGGUGGUGGCAUAGUCGGUGUCAUUACGGCGCUGGGCCUGCAUCGUCGGGGCAUCAAGGCAGUCAUCUACGAGCGCGCGUCAACCUGGACGGAGGUCAGCGCCGGAUUUGCGUUCACCGAGGCAGCACGGGGGUGGAUGGAACAGAUAAACCCUGAUCUCAUAGAGAUCCUGGGCCGCAUCAGCCAGAAGACGGACGCCAAUUCGAGCAACAGCUACUGGGACGGCUAUAGCCCACGUACCCGAGAGGACGCCGAGGACGAAUCCAAGGCGCUGCUCUUCCGGACGCCGAACAACAAGCUCCUGUUCUGGGGCUGCGUGCGCUCGCAGUUCCUUAAGGAGAUGGGGGCCCUGCUGCCAGAAGGGGCCGCCGUGUUCGGAAAGCAGCUCGUAAGCUACGACGACGAAGAGAACAGCAAGGUCAUUCUCCACUUUGAAGAUGGCAGCACGGCAAAGGCUGACGUUUUGCUCGGGUGUGACGGCGUCCACUCGAGCACCCGGAAAAUCAUGUUAGGCGCCGACCAUCCAGCUAGCCGGCCGGGCUACACGCACAAUGUUACCUACCGCACUAUGGUCCCUAUUGAUGUCGGCAUUGCCGCCAUGGGCGAGAAGACUGCUAAGGGCGGCUGUAUGCACUGUGGUCCGAAUGCAUGCCUGCUGACGUAUCCUGUCAUGAGCGGAACACUGUUGAACAUUGCCAUCUUUGCUUACGAUGCCGAGGAGUUCCCUGACCCCAACAGGAUGACGACACAAGCCGACCGUGGCGAGGUCGAGCGAAUCUUCAGGGACUGGUGUCCACAUGCUGCCAACGUUUGGAAGCUCUACCCGGAGAAAAUGACCAAGUGGGGAAUCUACGAUAUGACCGACAACCCUCCACCGACGUAUGCACGGGGCCGCGCCUGUAUCGUCGGCGACGCGGCGCAUGCCAGCACUCCAUUCCUGGGGAUCGGCGCCUGCACGGGUGUUGAAGACGCCCUCGUAGUCUGCAAGGUUCUGGAGUCGGUGCAGGCUCAGCGGGAGACCCUGAACGGCGAAACUGCAGCCAACGCGCUGAGAGAGGCGCUACAGACUUAUAGUCGGGCCAGGUUGGAGCGUGGCCAGUGGGUUCCUCGCAACUCUGCUCAGAUCGGCCGGAUGUACCAGUGGCGAGAUGGGCGGGACCCCGAGGGGCUCAAGCAGAAGCUCGCUAAGGCCGCGCAGACAAUUGUGAGUUAUGAUAUCUUGGCGCCGUUGACGGCUUGA
Molecule: messenger RNA, 1302 nt
Organism: Daldinia vernicosa
Lineage: Eukaryota; Fungi; Ascomycota; Sordariomycetes; Xylariales; Hypoxylaceae
Product: putative salicylate hydroxylase
Exons: 2
Coding region: 1-1302 (433 amino acids)
Biological process (GO): secondary metabolite biosynthetic process
Molecular function (GO): FAD binding
Source: RefSeq, a predicted model, not a curated record